AUGACGACGGAGAGCUCCAAGCAACUUUUGGAUCCAUCUAAUCCUCUGAGCUCCAGCCCAGCGCUGCUGAGCGCACAGCCAAUGAUGGAGAGCGCACAGGCUGCAUCCACCAAAUGGAAAAAGGGAAACUCUGGCUUGAGACGCCCUGAAAAGCCGCCAUACUCAUACAUCGCCCUCAUUGUGAUGGCAAUCCAAAGUUCCCCGAGCAAAAGACUAACUCUGAGCGAGAUCUAUCAGUUCCUUCAGGCCCGCUUCCCUUUCUUCAGAGGAUCAUAUCAGGGCUGGAAAAACUCCGUCAGGCACAAUCUCUCCCUGAACGAGUGCUUUAUCAAGCUGCCUAAGGGGCUCGGUAGACCCGGGAAAGGCCACUACUGGACCAUAGACCCUGGCAGUGAGUUUAUGUUUGAGGAGGGCUCUUUUCGCCGCAGACCACGCGGCUUCAGGAGGAAAUGUCAGGCUUUGAAACCCAUGUACAGGAUGAUGAACGGGAUCGGCUUCGGUGCGUCAAUGCUGCCGCAGAACUUUGAUUUCCAGUCUCCUUCAGGCUCUUUAGCAUGUCACAACAGCUACAACUUAGACCUCAUGGGUAAUACAGUGUCAGGGGGCUUUGAGGGACUAGGGGGAGGGCAUCACGUCCCACAUAUGUCAUCAGCCUCCGGGUCAUCGUACAUGUCGGCGUGUCAGGGGAGCUCCAAUGCGGACUACUGCGCGGAGAGCAGCAGCAGCCCUCUGCAGACCCCUCCUGCCAUGGUGGGCACUUUAGACUGUCAGUCUGCUUAUGCUAAUGCAGCCUCACACUGGAGCUCACCUGGGGUGUCUUCAUACAUCAAACAGCAGACUUUGACGUCCAGCAGCAACACUUCUUCUUCUCUGCACGCGGGGAUGUCUCCAUACUCUCUGGAGCAAGGCUACCUGCACCAUAACGCACGAGACUCCUCUGACAUUCCAGUGGGUCUGUCCCGGUAUUCCGCUCACUCCACUCCCGUGUGUGACCGGAAAGACUUCGUCUUAAACCUAAACGGAAUAUCUUCUCUCCAUCAUCACUCCAGCAGCAGCGGAGGAUCUUAUUAUCACCAUCAGCUCCAUCACCAUCACCAGAGCGUCUAUCAGGACGUCAAACCGUGCGUCAUCUGACCAAAACAAAUACAACUGCCUUGACUUGUUUGCGACAUUCAGACUACAAGUGGAGAUUUUUUUUCCCCACCAGUAUCCGGCUCUGAUGAACAAAUUUCCAACCACAUCAGUCCCGUUAAUCUGGAGAUGGAGUUUGUUUGUUUUUUAACCAAAGAAUGAUAAACUGUGAGAAAGCGUUUGCUUCUUUAAAUGGAUGCGUUUUCAUGCAAGGACAAUCAGCAAGAUUUUUUUUUCUAA
Cheilinus undulatus (humphead wrasse) is the source of this 1371-nucleotide messenger RNA. RefSeq names its product forkhead box F2a (gene foxf2a). The record is from RefSeq and is a predicted model, not a curated record. Bases 1 to 1134 code for a protein of 377 amino acids. Gene Ontology annotation, cellular component: nucleus. Gene Ontology annotation, molecular function: DNA-binding transcription factor activity, RNA polymerase II-specific; RNA polymerase II cis-regulatory region sequence-specific DNA binding. Gene Ontology annotation, biological process: regulation of transcription by RNA polymerase II; animal organ morphogenesis. The transcript is spliced from 2 exons. Lineage: Eukaryota; Metazoa; Chordata; Actinopteri; Labriformes; Labridae.